GCGAGGGCGGAGCGGCUGUCAAAACAACCUGUGGGCUUCCUCCGGGUUGUUUGAACACUUUUGAAGGCAGCGGCACCGACUCGUUUAGUCCCUUAAGAAGCUACUAGUCCAAUUAACUCGCAGGGGGGGAGGGAAUCCACGCAGCUAAACUCUCCGCUCCCGGAGACUCGGCGAUGAGUAUGAGCCCUACCGAGGUGCAUGAUGACGACCUGAACCGACUGCCCGCCAUCAGCAGCAACCGAGUUGGACCGCGAGCGGCGCUCACAUACUGAGAUGAUGGUGGCGUACUUCCAACCACAGCUGGUAUAAACUUGGGUUGUUUUUUUUUUUUUGGCUCGCACGGUAAGCCCGUUUAAGCUCCAACAGAGGCGCUACCGACGGGUCGGAAGUUUUUUUUUGUUUUUUGUUUUUUUUUUUACCACCGGGACGGUUCGUGAAAGUGGUCGGUUAAACAUGGAGACGUUCACCAACGUGCUGCUCGUCACCGCAAACGUCGGCUCGCUCUUCAACAAUGUGGAUGAAAUCCAAAGUGGAUGGUUAGAAGAACUGUAUAAGACAGUCCGGAAGUACAAGCCGCAGUUCAUCGCCCUGCACUUCCAGGAGGUGGGAGGAAAGGACUACAUGGUCAACAUGGACAAGGCAGAAAGCUUCUUUUGCAACAUAGAGUCCAGUGAGGAAAUGAAGGAGUUUGACAGGACUUGCAUUUAUGUGGACACCCAGUUCCAAGCGGAAGACAGCUUUACGGCUUUGGGCAGCAUGUACUUCAUCCACAAGACACUGAAAAAUAUCUAUCAUUAUGACUUUAAUGUUAAGGAUUUUAAAGCCGUGGUGGGACAGACCAAGUACGUGGGCUCGCUGGACGGCGUCGCCACCGUGGAGAAAGAAAAAUUCCCAAAGAAUUUCUGGCCCGAUUUCAAGUGGUCCAGAAAGGGCUACAUGAGGACCCGCUGGCUCAUACACAACCAGGGUCUCGACCUGGUCAACAUCCACCUGUUCCACGAUGCCUCAAACCUUAUUGCCCUCAACUCCAGUCCCUCCAUUUAUUCAGCCAACCGCAAGAACGCUCUCAAAUACGUCGUCAACAGGUUAUUAGAUAGCCGCUACACUGCUAUGCCCUUCUUCCUGUUCGGAGAUUUUAACUUCCGUUUGGACACGCGUACAUUAGUCCAGUUCCUGACCAUCGAAGCAGAUGUUGUAAAAGAUGUGAAAGACAGCAAUUACGAAGUGGAGAGAAUCACAUUUGAAGAAAGAGACAACGACCGCCAGAUGCUGCUGCAGAUCGAGGAGAAGCUGUUUGAGUACGUGCACCAGGCGGUUUUCCGAGAGGACAAUGGCAGAGCGCUUUUAAAGUACGACAAAGAGGUCACACCCUUUCUUGAUGCUGUCAGGGAAGAGGACAUCACAUUUCCACCCAGCUACCCCUACAGUGAGGACCACCAUAAGCCGAGGCAGUACAUGAACACGCGCUGUCCCGCCUGGUGUGACCGCAUCCUCAUGUCUCCCACUGCCAACGAUUUCAUCAACAGGAGAGAUUAUGAUGGGGAGGGUGUUUUUUACAACACAAUUGGUCCUAAUGUCUGCAUGGGAGACCAUAAGCCCGUAUUCCUGUCCUUCUCGCUGAAGACGAAUAACCAUUGACUCCGAUCCUUCUCAAUGGUGUUCAGCUGCAGCCCCACAACUCAGCCACCCUGGAUGCCAGCAUUAUUCUCUUCCACCUGCAGGACUCAUGAAACCGUCUGCUUUCAUAUGUUAUCUGAUCUCUGAGCUGCAGCUUUCUCCAUGCUGAUUUUAUUCAACAUGGAGUUCCUGCUUGCAGCCAUGUGGGCAGAUCCUUUACUAGUUCUCAACAUUUUAAUGUAAACCCUCAUUAUUGUUGUAAAACGGUUUCUAAACAUUGUGUAUAUAUAUUGUAAAGCUAUGAGCUACGAGUUCAUUUUUUUUGUUGUUGUUUCAACAUUCAGAACUCUUAACCCUCGUGCACGGGAAUCUGUUGACUUCGAAACAGAUUGUAUCUUAUCAAGAACUGAACGUCAGCCCUGUAGAUUAGAUGCGUCGGCUGCCACGCUCUGUAUACUUUAGGCAUUUGUUGUUUUCUGCCACUAUGGCAUUUUAAAAACAGGAGCGCUGCUUCUUAUUCACCUUCCUAUUGUCAUGUUUCAACCGAUGUUCUCCUCAAAUCUACCUUUAAAAAAGGCUUUGGAAUUGAAGUUUGACAUUACUGAAACAUAACACUUGACGGCCGGAAGGCUCUGAAAUUUUAGAGCAGCAGCAAAAGUAUCUAGCGGUCUUUAUUUGCUAUAAAAGAAAUUAGAUUGUCAUGAAAAAAUAUUUGCCCCCUUUAUGAUUUCUGGGGUUUUUUCUUCUUUUUUUAAAAAAGUUGACUGACAUAACUAAGAUUUCACAAAAAUGUUGUUGAUUCAGCAUUACAUGUGAUUGCUUUUUCAACAACAAGUUGGUUUUAAGUGACGUUAGAAAUGUGAUUUUGUACGUCCCUGGGUUAUGUUAAAGUUUGUCCAAUGAUCUGAAACAUUUCAAUGGGACAAAAAAGGGGGGCAGGGGAAAUGAUCCGUGAAGAAUUAAAUCCCAUUCUGCACCGUGUGACGAUGACGGGCUUUCUAUGUACUUACUGUACAUAAUACCAAGUGCUUUAUCUCCCAAAACAUCUCAGCUGUUCUCAGUCUGUCCUUUCAUCAUUACUUCCGUGCCGCGCAGCAUUCCUGCACUGGAAUGUCUCUUCUCACUCUUUUUCAAAUGCAUCUUCUUUUACUGCCAAAGACAAGAGUCAUCAUGCUGUCCUCUUAUGUUUACUUCUAACUGAAAUGCGGAAUGUGGUUUCUGUUUUAUUCCCUGACUUAAUUGAAACCUCGCAGGAUGCUGCGUAUGUGCAGCAUACACACACACUCACACACACUUAUAAAGCGUGAGGCACUGUUUAAGUUUUCUUUCUUGAUGAGUGAUUUUUAUGAUGCACGUUGUUAAACUGUAACUCCAGUGCAGUAACAUCUUUUUAAUGUGUAUGGUACCAGUUCAUGUUUUAACCUGGUUUUAAUGAUAGAAACCGCUUCUUACUGUGUUUUGCUUAUUUUUGUGGUAAGUGAUGAGGGACCUGUACACUCUCUAUUUAUUCCAAAUAUUAGUGGAAGUGAAGUUUUGGAUGUCUUGUUUGUACAGUUGGCCUGUUGCUUCACCAUAGCAAGACGCAGUGAUGAUCAAGUCUCCUUUGUCUGAACCAGUGUGUGAUAUAAUGUAAUGUUGUGACAGGAGUGGUUGGUUGAAAGGACCAGUAUUACCUUUAGUUAACUCUAGUCAGACACUACAUGUUUUACUUUUGUCUUUUGGAAAUAAAGCAUGCAAUGCAAAGUGGUUCUGUUA
Xiphophorus hellerii (green swordtail) is the source of this 3372-nucleotide messenger RNA. It is a transcript of the gene inpp5l, whose product is annotated as inositol polyphosphate-5-phosphatase L. The coding region runs from base 454 to 1638 and encodes 394 amino acids. Gene Ontology annotation, biological process: phosphatidylinositol dephosphorylation. The transcript has 16 exons. NCBI's taxonomy places the organism in Eukaryota, Metazoa, Chordata, Actinopteri, Cyprinodontiformes, Poeciliidae. The record is from RefSeq and is a predicted model, not a curated record. Gene Ontology annotation, molecular function: inositol-polyphosphate 5-phosphatase activity.